UGUGGGAUCAAUCACACAUCGAUCGAUCAGAAGAUAUUAGUCUGUUGUGUGUGAGGAAACAGGUUGAAUUUGAUCUGAAUGUCUGAGGUCAAAGGGACUGAAGCUCUGAACAUCCCAGAACCGAGUCUGUGACUGUGACCCGAACUUUAACUGCUACAGUUUCUAGUUCCACAACGUUACAGUUCAAAGUGAUUUUUAUUGCAGCAAAAAUAAAUGUGUCGAAAUUAUGGCAAAUUAAAAAAAAAUUAAACCCAUUCAGCAAAUGAUUUUUCUUAUUUUAUAAAUAUGAAUCUUUCAUGAAUGUAACAAUAAAUACUGAUGUUUUUUUUAUUAAGUUUCUAUUACAUGUAAUUAAACUAUAUUAACUCACAUAUAUAACACGGGUGAGUUCUGAACGUUAAACUGAACACGUGGUUUGAAUUGGUGUGAUCGUUAAUAACGUGAAAGUGUCUGAGCGCUGAGAUCACUCCGCUCACAAAGGGUUAACGGGGUAACAGCAAUGCCUCUAACAGACAGAUGCCCCGCCAGCUGCAGCUGCAGCUCCAGCCCAGACCUCUGACUUUUAAAAGCUUCUUCAGCAUCUCAGGAGAAACUCUGUGUCAUGUUGUGAGGGACUUGGCGGGUCACGGUAACGGCUGCAGACCGGUGAUACACAGCAUCACCGCCGCGGAACCAGGACCUACAACCCGGACUCUCUCUCACACACACACACACACACACACACACACACACACACACUCAGACUCACACGUGCGAUGCGCGUUUGAUUGUUUCUGUAGUUUCACUUCUUUUUAUGUUGAGAGAGGAAGAAGUGUGUUCGUCUUCUCCACGUGCUGAGUCCAGCUCCGCUCUGGAGAUGUGGUGGAUGCUGUUUCCACGCUGGAUCUGGUUCCUGCUCUGUGUGUCAGUGUGGAUGGAGGUCCAGGUCGGAGUUCGGCCCCAAAUCACCUACUCACACGCGGGAAUCUGCCCGAAUGACAUGAACCCCAACCUGUGGGUGGACGCCAUGAGCACCUGCACGCGAGAGUGCGACACCGACCAGGAGUGCGAGUCCUUCGAGAAGUGCUGCCAGAAUGUGUGCGGGAACCGCAGCUGCGUGGCGGCUCGGUACGUGGACGGGCAGAAAGGUCCAAUGGGAAUGCCGAAGGAAGCCACGUGCGCCAGCUUCAUGUGCACGCAGCAGGGGUCCGAGUGCGACAUCUGGGACGGGCAGCCGGUGUGUAAAUGCCGCGACCGCUGUGAGAGGGAGCCGCACUUCACCUGCGCCUCCGACGGCAUGACGUAUUACAACAAGUGCUACAUGGACGCGGAGGCGUGCUCCAAAGGCAUCACCCUGUCUGUCGUCACCUGCCGCUUCCACCUCACCUGGCCCAACACCAGCCCCUCGUUGCCCCAGGCGACCACCCUCCGCCCCACCACCGCUCCCCUUCAGGCGACUGUCCCCCCCCCUCAGCCACCAAUCGAGGUCAGCAGCCCCGUGCACCAGACGGUGAGCGUGGGCGACACGGCCAGCUUCCUGUGUGACGUGACGGGUCGCCCCCCGCCCGAGAUCACCUGGGAGAAGCAGCUGCCUGAGGGGGCGGAGAAGGUGGUCAUGAGGCCCAAUCACGUGCGAGGAAACAUGGUGGUCACCAACAUCGGUCAGCUGGUCAUCUACAACGCCCAGCCGCAUGACUCAGGCGUCUACACCUGCACGGCCCAGAACCCGUCCGGCUCGGUGCGGGCCAACCACCCGCUCACGGUGCUGCCCACAGAGCCGCCCAAAACCCCCGAGCCCAAGAACGUGAGCCGCUGCCUGCCUGAGGAGUGUCUGAAGCCCCCCGAUAACCCAGAGGAUUGUGGGAGUGAGCUGGAGAGAGUCAGCUGGUACUACGAGCCCAAGGCCAACAACUGCGUCUCCUUCACCCACUGUCACGGCGACCACAGCCAGCAGCCGGCGAAGGCCUUCGACACGUAUGAGAAGUGCAUACAGUGCUGCGGCCCCGAGCUCACGGGCCCCUGCGGCCUCCCCAGCCUGCAGGGCCCCUGUAAAGCCUACGAGCCGCGCUGGGCCUACAGCGGCGUGCUGCGUCAGUGCCAGUCCUUCAUCUACGGAGGAUGUGACGGCAACGACAACAACUUUGAAUCUAAGGAAGCCUGCGAGGAAAUGUGCCCCUUCCCCAAAAACCACCACUGCAAGUCCUGCAAGCCCCGAGGCAAGAUCGUGACGAGCUUCUGCCGCAGCGACUUCGUCGUCCUGGGUCGCAUGACGGAGCUGACGGAGGAGAAGGACUCGGGCCACGCCCUCGUGACGGUGGAGGAGAUCCUGAAGGACGAGAAGAUGGGGCUCCGCUUCUUUGGCAAGGAGCCGCUGCAGGUCACCUUCCUCAACAUGGACUGGAACUGCCCCUGCCCCAACAUCACGGGCGCCGCCGCCGAGGGUCAGGUCAUCAUCAUGGGCAACGUCAACGACGGCAUGGCGGUCCUUCAGCCGGAGAGCUACGUGGGAGCUUCCAGCCCUCGCCGCGUACGGAAGCUGAGAGAGGUCAUCUCUAAGAACACGUGUGACAUUCUGAAAGCCAUCACCAACAGCCCUCAGUAGGGGCGGAGUCUGCAGCAGCUGUUUCCUCUGGACUGUCACUGUGCUAACGUUCCCCCCACAGUCACAGGACUUUCUCUGCGGUUCUGAAGGAACCGGCUCGUUCCACUUCUCCAACGUACAGAAGCGUCUUCAUCCUGUUACGCUGCGGUCGCCGCUGCCGGUGAUUGAAAUACCAUGUCUGUGAACACAGGAGACAUCCAUCACGAUCCUCUCGUUUCCUUAAAGCCCCAGACCCCGUCGCCCCGCGUGCCCUCUCCCGCCCCGGCAGAGAUGGAGGUUGCAGACGUUCAGUGAAGCAGAAAACAGACACGUUUGAUUCUCAUGUACAGGAUUUAACUGUCACUCUUCUUCUGCUUCUUUCUUCUCCAGCUCUGAUUCUUUCUUUACCUUCAAACAUUUACUCUGUUUCUCAGCAGCACCUGUGCACACAAGACUUCAUCCAGAUAACUGAGUUGUAAUAUAUUUUAUUAACCAGCACAUUUUCUCACAACCCGUCAUUUAUGUUUUUAUCACUUUUUAUCUAUUUAUUAUCAUGUAGGCUUUUCUUUUGUCUUGUUUCAUACUUCCCCUCCCUCUGAAGUGAAAUGGCGUUUUGUCAUUUUGUGUUAAAGAAAAUAAAGAUUUGUGAUUUUU
Messenger RNA from Seriola aureovittata, 3214 nucleotides. RefSeq names its product WAP, follistatin/kazal, immunoglobulin, kunitz and netrin domain containing 2b (gene wfikkn2b). The transcript is spliced from 2 exons. The record is from RefSeq and is a predicted model, not a curated record. Lineage: Eukaryota; Metazoa; Chordata; Actinopteri; Carangiformes; Carangidae. Gene Ontology annotation, cellular component: extracellular region. The coding region runs from base 794 to 2581 and encodes 595 amino acids. Gene Ontology annotation, molecular function: serine-type endopeptidase inhibitor activity; protein binding.